AUGUCCAGGCCCAGAAUAGACAGCCUCCAAAGCACAGAAAGCCUCGUGAUCAGCUCCGUGGAGCUCAUGCAGAAGGUGGACAAGAAAGGGACUAGUGAUCUCAGAGUUUCUCUCAUCCCCCAUCCUUGCCCUGCAGGCACCUAUAUCUGUCUUCGUACGGUUACUCCAUCAUACCGAAUACCCCGUGUCCUGGUCGUUGCAGGAGACGAGGGGCAUAAUGCUGUGACAUUGGAAUUGUACAAUCAAGGAACAUUUCGUGCCGACCACGAGAUUAUGGAUGAAGGAUCAGUAUUGAUUGUGAAGGAGCCGUACUUGAAAGUGAACACCGAUGGAAACUAUAGUAUCCUCGUUGAUCAUCCUUCCGAUGUCAGAUUGAUUCAAGAAGAUGAUGAGGUUUUUCCAUCCGGCACCCCACUUUUGAAUCUGUCUCAUUAUCGCCACGCGACGGAAUGCUACUUCAAGGCCUUGCAAUCCUCGCCGACCGACGAUGAAGUCGAGUUGAUCAACCUCGAUCGCCUUUCCGUCCUCAUGAAAACCCAUCACUUUGAUGCGACUCUUCUGUACGCCAAAGAUGCAUCUUCGGUCCAAGACUAA
Molecule: messenger RNA, 594 nt
Organism: Aspergillus affinis
Lineage: Eukaryota; Fungi; Ascomycota; Eurotiomycetes; Eurotiales; Aspergillaceae
Exons: 4
Coding region: 1-594 (197 amino acids)
Source: RefSeq, a predicted model, not a curated record